This is a messenger RNA of Phragmites australis (common reed), 3229 nucleotides long. RefSeq names its product protein NETWORKED 4B-like. Gene Ontology annotation, molecular function: actin binding. The record is from RefSeq and is a predicted model, not a curated record. Gene Ontology annotation, cellular component: vacuolar membrane. The transcript has 3 exons. Bases 1017 to 2951 code for a protein of 644 amino acids. Lineage: Eukaryota; Viridiplantae; Streptophyta; Magnoliopsida; Poales; Poaceae.
UACCCAUUGUUUUCUGAACGAAACUGCUCUCACAGAGAUACUGACCAUCACCUCAGGCCUCCAUGUGCCCAUCGAGGUGUGAGCCCUGCCAUGUUUUGUGGAUCCCAGACCUUUAAUAAUAUUAAAUUGAGUGGUCUUUAUUUAGAUGGAUGGACAUUGACAAUAACAUUUUUGGUUGCAAGUUUGCAACAUCUUGCUUGAACCCAGAAGUUUGAUCAAUGUGGGGUACAAUUUUGUGGCGUCCAUUCUUCUUGUCUGUGUUUCAGUUUGUUCCCAGUUCAUUGAAUCCUCUUCUCUGACCUACCUAACAGUCACAGAGCUGUAGUUGCUGUGUCCUUUGCAGUUGGACUUGUGAUAACCAAGUCCCAGCCAAAUCGUUGUGUAUAUAAUCGGUAGCUACAAAUUCUGAUUAACUUCAGUGUUGUUAGUUUUCGAAAUAUGCAAACAUACAUGUAAUGCUUACCAAUUUUGUGUUGAGAAGAUUGUGCUCAUGAAAGUGGACGAUUUGUUUGCCACUGAUGCUUUCUUUUGUUAAUACUCCUAAUCUAAAAAUGAUAUUUUGCAGAAAUAUUGGUACAUUUGCAGUUUUGCACUAAAUAUUGGCAUACACAUAUUCUUUCAUUCUCAAAUUGAUUCUUCAAGUAGUAUGCUUUCCAUAUUUAGAAAAAAGGUCACUGUCAUACACUCCAUGUUACUAUUCUUUGGGUAGCAAAUCGUUGGUAGUCCUGGGCUUCAUGACAUCGAUGUUGAUUAGAUCAUGUUGAUAUGAUUCUUUGCCUCCUCUUGGUUGUUGUCAUCUUUCUGGUCCCUGGCAUUUUGCAUCUGAUCUCUAAUCUUGCUUCUUGCCAUCCUUAUCGUUAGGAUAAGGUUGGGCUUAUCUCAGAAGACUUGUUAGUUCUUGCUAUGUUCUAUAGGGCAUGCAAGACCUACUCUGUUUGCUAGAGCAUUGCGUAUAUUUAACCUUUCCUUUGUACAGGUCUGCAUCUUAAAGGAUAUUUUCUUAUAUUUUGGCGAAGAUGAAGAGAACUCAAAUGGCACAGUCAAGAAAAACCAACUCAUGGUGGUGGGAUAGCCAUAUUAGUCCACAAAACUCUAAGUGGCUCUCUGAGAAUCUAGAAGAAAUGGAGAAGCAAGUAAAAGAGAUGCUGGGGUUCAUUGAGGAGGAGGAAGGAGAAUUCUCCGCAGAAAAGGCUGAGGCGUAUUACCAGAAACGACCUUUGCUUAUUACUCAUGUUAAGAACUUCUAUCACAUGUAUCAUGCUCUUGCUGAGCGGUAUGACAGUGUGACUGGAGAACUGCGCAAGAAUAUCCCAUCAUCUCUACAUUCACAUGGCUCUUUUGGUAUCUCUGAAUCAGAUUCUGAGACACAAUCUUCUUCUCCAUCUCUAGAGCCUGAUGUUCAAGAAAUGAUGCCGCAGCAAAAGCAAAAACCCCUACCAGAUUGCUCUGAUGUUUCAGUUGGCUCUGGUGUAAGCUCUGAAGUAUCCAAGAAAGGGAGUGUAGGAUCUUCAUCAUCUUCAGAAUCUGAUUCAGAGCUUGAAGAGGCCAAAGAGGAAAAUAGCAGUAUUUUUUAUGCCUUGAGCCAAAAAAUUAUUGAGCUAGAAGACGAGCUUCAUGAAGCAAGGGGAAAACUUGACACUUUAGAGGAAAAGAACAUGCAUUGCCAAUGUGAUUUUGGUACCGACUCAAAAGUUUCUGAACACGAGGACAAACUGCAGAGUUCAGAUAUGGAAUCCAACAACCUUCAGAAUGAUGUUGAAGAAAGGGCUUCUGCUUUAGAGAGCUUGACAGAAGUCGACAGUGAAAAGGAAGCAUUGGAAGCUGUGCUGUUGGAGCACAAAAACGAGAUCGAAGUGCUGAAAGGAGCAAUGACCUCAGCUGCUAAGCAGUUUGAGGUUGAAUUGGCACAUCGUGAUCUUGAAAUUGAUAAAUGCAGACAUGAGCUUGGAGCCCUCUCAGAGAAAUAUCUGCAUGAUAAGUCUACUCUUGAGGCUGAACUUAGAAAGCUACAGGGAGUCAUCAAGAAUUUGGAAGGUGACCUAGCAAAAAUGUCACAUGAGAAAUUGCAGCUUGAGCCUCGGAUUGAAGAGCUUGAGCAGGCAGCUCACAGCUUAGAAUAUUCAGCUUCUGAGAUAGUGAAGCUGCAAGAAGUAAUAAGGAAUACACAAGCAGAAUUAGAAAAGGUUACAGAAGAGAAAGAAGUUCUCAAAGAACGUGUUAUCGAAUUCGAGCAACUUUUGAAGGACUUUGAGGUUUCAAGUAGAGAGGUUGCAAAGCUACCAGAAACCAUCAAGAACCUGGAAGCCCAGCUGGAAAGAGCCUUAGAAGAGAAAUCAAUACUUCAAGACAGGAUCAAGGAGCUGGAACAAGUUAUGUGUGAUUCUUUGGAGAAACAUUCACAUGAGCAGUCCUCUCUUAUUGCUGAUAUUUUAAAGUUAUCUGAAGCGAAUGCUUCUCUUGAAGGCAAAUUGUCCUCCGUAGAGGCAGAGCUUAUGCAAGUUUAUGUUGACAAGGAAGAAGAAUCCCUCAGUAGUGAGAAGCAAAUUUCUGCGCUGAAGCAAGAUCUUGCUGAUCUCAGGAGCAAGCUCGAAUUGUUGUCAUCUGGGAAAGCCACAGUUGAUGAUAAGUUGGCCAAUCUGCUAACUGAUAUUACAACUCGUGAUGAAAAGAUGCAGCAGAUGGGUGACCACCUGAAUCAGCUUCAGCUUGAGCAUGCCAAGCUGAUGGCAGAGUCUGACGUUGCGUGCAAGUCCUUGUCAGAGCUGCGUGCAUGGGUUUCUGAGCUGGAGGAGGAGGUGGAGAAGCAGAAGCUUGUGAUCUCAGAAAGCGCCGAGGGAAAGCGGGAGGCCAUCAGACAGCUGUGCUUCUCCAUUGAACACUACCGCAGCGGGUAUCAGCAACUGCGGCAGCUGCUGCAUGGCCACAGGAGGCCACUGGUGAUGGCAACCUGAUAACUGAACGUGAUGCGCAUCCUUCUUGGAUGCCCGAUAUGGAUUUGCCAAUGAAAUUCACACUUUCAUGCGUAUUGCCGUGUCCUAUCUGUAGCAUUGUUGGUUCACAACUUGUGCUGUCUCGCUUCUUCAGUUACUAAGAAUUCUGUGAUAUGUGUGUAAAACGUGUCGGGGAUUGAAUGGCCGUGUCGUUCCUUUAUACUCCUAUGAGUUUUGUUCUUGUUGUCAGCUAUUGAAUAUUAUGAAUGUUGUGCUAUGCAUGAUUUUGAUCUUUUUCA